AGUCAUUCGUUUUUUUGCCAUGAUACCUAGUAAAAGCGUAUGUUAUACUGCCACGUAAUCUCAGAGUUCAGAUAGACGCAGCCUGCAGGGCAAGGGGCGGUCCGAGGAGCAACAGUAGAGUGGAACUGGGCGAAGAAAACUGAGUGAAGACGGAGCAAGAAAUUCCCUGAUACGAUUUAAAACCUUGAUUCACAUCAUCGAGGGAAUAGGCACCAGUCUGUGGGGUAGGAGUGGACCUCCGUACUCAAUACCCAGGGGGUGCACUCUAACUCAGCACUCCCUAACUCUCACCUCCCCCACUGUCUGACCAAGCUGAGGGUCUAAGAACACCAGUGCUCAAGGGAAGGAGGACAGCCUGCUAGGCGCCAUGAGACAGUUGAAAGGCAAGCCCAAGAAGGAGACGUCCAAGGACAAGAAGGAGCGCAAGGCGGCCAUGCAGGAGGCACGCCAACAGGUGGCCACCGUGGUGCUGCCUACGUUGGCUGUGGUGGUGCUUGUCAUCGUGGUCUUUGUCUAUGUGGCCACCAGGCCUGGGGCCAUUGAGUAACAGGCUCCACCCCAGAGACCCAGUGGGGCCACAUGCACACUUCACCAAUAACUAUGAGCCUGGACUGGGAAUUUGCUGCACCCAAAGGAUGACCCGAGCCUCCAAGCCUUCUGCUGACAGUCUUCAACCCUAUGGGCAGCCUCUGUUCUCCCAUCUCUCACCACUCAUCCCUCUGUCCUUGUUCCCUUUCACUUUUUUGUAGUUUGGUCCACAGCUCAUCUGCCAGUUAGAAUGGAUUGUCUUUAAACAAUGCUUCCACCAAGUGCAGUUUUCAGUGUGAAAGAAAACUCAAGCUGCUAAACAAUCAAAAUUGAAUGAAGAAGCCCUUGGCUUUACAGGUGCCUUUUAGAUGGAUGGAGAUGUGUGGCACAGUUGGCCAAAUUCGGCUCUCAGGCAUAACUUCCAUCCAUGAUUAUUUUAUCUCCCUUAGAUUAUAAUAGUAGUCAGUAGGAUUCACAUUGGCUAUGGUGCUGUCUUGAGUUUUUCUGUGUUUUUCAUGUUUACCAAAGGACUUAGUGCACAGCUUGCCAAAUUUGACCAGGUGACAUGUUCAAUCAGGCGUAAAGGUCAAAAUAAUUAAAUUGUGUGACUAAUAUAAACCACCUCAUUGUUGAGCAAUUUGUUUUAAGACACAAUGAGAGCCUUUUUAAUUGCAUUUACCAGUUAAUCCGGCCAGCCUUUCUUCAAGCUAUGUCUAUAGAAUGUAUAGAUGUGUGAUGUCACAAGCGUUUUGCCGGGUAGUGUGGGGCUGAGGUAGUUUUGUAAGUGUAGACAAUGAUGUAUAUGAACAAAUAUGGAAAUUCUGAAACAAGCAACAACAGUUUGAGGCAGAAAACUUGUUGUCCAGUUGGAAUCCCAAAGAAGAUGCUUUAAAUAUUUUGUUCUGCCUUUUUGGUUUAUUUGACCUUUCUGACAGGUCGGAUAACUGUGACUUAGACUAAAUGAAGCUCUGAGAUCAUCACAGCUCAUGUCAUCCUUGUCUAGUAAAUGUUUCUCCACUAAUUUAUAUACAUGUCAGUUUCUUAAAUUAAACCAAACUAAGUCAGAUAUUCACUCUGUGUAUCUGGUUGCCCACCAUUUUGUCAUAGUGCCCAUACAAAGAAGGUGCAUAACUGAACUGCCAGAUGAGGACAACAGUGCUAGCAAAGUUAUAAGAUCGCGUAGCCGUCCAAAAUCUUUAUCAUAUUUUUGUGCGUGUUGAACAAAAGAUGCUCAGGCAUUUUGCGAUAAAGGACAGGAUUUAGUGGGCAAAGAAAAUUGGCAGUAUGUAACAGCUAUGUUAGAUACCAUUAACCUUUUGCCCCCCUGCUGUCUGUGUGUCCCAUAAACAUCCUGUUUGUUUACUGUUGCAGUAAAUACAAUUAUACACAACAAAUGUGUGAUUACAAAUUAGUAUUAUGACAUGCCAGCGUUGGUCGCGUCUUAUUCAGAGAUGUUUGUGUGUGACUCUGGAGCGAAUGGGAUGUAUUACAUGAAUGUGUUAAUUGAUGCAACUUUGUCACACAGGGCAGAAUGUUCCAUGUAUUACAAGUGCUACACACUUUAUCAUUAAGUUAUUGACAACCUUGACUCUGAUUCACUCAGUAUCAAUUCUGUGCAGAUGCGAAAAAUGUGCCUUAAUACAUUUGACAAUGUCUCUUAAGUCAAUAAAGAAGUCUAAAAGACCAUGUGUA
This is a messenger RNA of Osmerus eperlanus (European smelt), 2220 nucleotides long. RefSeq names its product single-pass membrane protein with coiled-coil domains 4 (gene smco4). The coding region runs from base 368 to 547 and encodes 59 amino acids. The transcript is spliced from 2 exons. The record is from RefSeq and is a predicted model, not a curated record. NCBI's taxonomy places the organism in Eukaryota, Metazoa, Chordata, Actinopteri, Osmeriformes, Osmeridae.